UAUAACUCAUAACUUUGUGGGUAGCUUCCAUGUGAAGAUAAAAAGGAGCAGAAACAAGGAAGAGAAACACCAAUACCCAUGGAAAAGAUGGAAAAGAGCAGAUCAUUUCCAGAAUAUUCAUCAUCUUCACACACAAAAACAAAUGGUUCUUCAGGAUUCAAAGAUCAAUCAAGAUCAUACGCAUUCAAUGGUCCGAUUACUAAAGAUGGAGAGACAAAGAGGAAGAAGAGGAUUGCAGAGUAUAACAUGUUCACCACCGGAAGUAAGUUGAAAUCAACGGUCAGAGAUAGCUUCAAAUGGAUCAAGAACAAGUUCACAGAUGUUCGUUAUGGUAUCUGAAUUUCUUCAUCAUCCCUUGUAAAUCUUACUUUCUUGUGUGUGUGUGUGUGUGUGUGUUUUGUAUCAGAUUCCAUGAAAUUGUUGUUUGGUAUUAAACCGUGUCUUAUUUAACGAACAUCGUUUAUUAAUCCAGUUGGAAUCUAUAUAGUAUCGGUUAUGUACUCUCUAGUCUCCGCUAAUUAAUCAGAGAUAUGUAUAUUUUCUUAUUUACUGUUUUCUUUUAAAUAAAAUCGUAAAUUUCUUUCUACA
This is a messenger RNA of Lactuca sativa (garden lettuce), 588 nucleotides long. RefSeq lists its product as uncharacterized. The record is from RefSeq and is a predicted model, not a curated record. Lineage: Eukaryota; Viridiplantae; Streptophyta; Magnoliopsida; Asterales; Asteraceae.